This is a messenger RNA of Chara braunii, 4482 nucleotides long. The record is from the annotation of a GenBank genome assembly. Lineage: Eukaryota; Viridiplantae; Streptophyta; Charophyceae; Charales; Characeae.
UCCGUUAUUGCAUUGACUACUUCUGUCUGUCAAUCCAUUAAGCGAGGAGGUACGCUGGCGAGCUCUCGUGCGGAGUCGGAAGCACGACGAGUACCAGAGCUUGAACCGCGGUGAAGACGACGACAAGGACGGCGGUGAGCGUGCUGGUUACAGUAGGGGCGAGUGGGAACGUGAUGAUGCAAUCAAAGAGUUGAGGUAAUGAUCUUGGUGAGGGGGAGGUGAUCAUGGAGGCCACGUGGCAAGAUAGUGAUGAGGAUCUUGUUGAUUAUAAUAUCGGGAAAAGGUAGGUAGGAGGAUGAUCUUGUUGAGAUUAAUGGCGGGAACAUAUGAUGGAUGGCGUUGACAUUGCUCGUUUCACAGCUUGGAUGAGAACGGUCAGAGCAGUGGUGUUGGUGCAGCGGACUUUUCACCGUUGCAUCAUCUUCACUGUUGCAUCUUCUUCGUCUGGUUUCCCCGUGGCCUAAGCAUCGUUAUUACUGUCGCAUCUUCUUCCUCCGGUUUCCCCUUGGCCUAAGCAUCUUAAUCGGGCUAAUCAUCACGGCUAUAAAUUCUCCAGAAACACAAAAGGAAAAGAAUAGCCGAACUGCAUGCGCCUGUGCAUUGGCUAUUCAUCGCAAGGUCUGCGGUGGGCAGAGGGUCAGAAAGCCGCGCGUGAAGGUGCAUGGGCGGGAAAGGGGGGGAGGUGCGGGAGUGAAAGGCGCGCGCGGGGGAAGUGCGCGACUGGGCAGAGGUCGCGCUUAGGGGGAAAGGGGACAGGGGGAAAGACCGUGGACGCCUUCGAGAAAGGGGGCCUUGGUGGUGGCUAUUGAUACUGGGGCUUGCCUGUCGAAGACUGGGUGGGUUAAGAGGGAGAAGGAGAGGAGCUCUGCUGCAGAGCAGGGAGAGGAUGAGGACAGGGAGAUUCUGAGGUGUGUGCAAGAUCAGGAGCUACUGGCGCCAUGCCCGUGGGUCGAGAUCCCGACCACAAGUGUCGUCUGUGCGUCGGGUGUGGACAAUUGUUUGAAGAGAACACCAGGAGGAGGAGGAGGAAGAGCAGCCAUAUCAGCCCCCCUUCGGUGCUUCCAAACGGUGGCGCGGGACAUCGGCUCAGCCAUCAGCAGCGCUCGAGCAGUAUUCGGUCUGGGAUCUGCCCCGAUUGCCAGCUUGGAAAGGCGAAAUGCUUUUACUGUGGAUCCGUGGUCGGACUUGUGGACAAUGCUGAAGCCAUCCAGUGCGGGCGAAAGGACUGCAAGAAGGUCUUCCAUAGGGAUUGCGCUGAAAAAGCAGGUUGUUAUACCACGAAGAGGGCUGCUCUGGUCUGUUCUCAGCACAUCUGCAGUGCCUGCCACAGCUAUCGUGACUCCCGACUAUGGCGAUGCUGCAUGUGCCCUGUUGCAUAUCACAGAUCCUGCUCCCCAGAAGAUACAGUCUGGCUUGAUUCCCGACUUGGGCUCGUGGUGUGCUGGAGGCAUUCCAGAGAGCUGAAGGCUCUUGGAAAGUGUGAUGAGGAGGGAGCGUUCAACUUUGAGGAGUUCUUUGAAAAGCUCCCUUUCCCUCAGUCAACUGAGGAUUUUCAGUUACCUCCACAGCUACUUUCUGCAUUUAUGGAUGAAAGCGCACCACCACCCUUCUUCCACAUAAAGCGCAAUGUAUAUCUUGUCAAGCGGCCGAAAACAGCAGGGGAAGAUUCCUGUUGCUUGUGUACAGGGGAGAAUGAAGUAUGUGGAAGCAAUUGUCUCUGCCGGUCGAUUUCAACAAGCUGUUCGAAACGUUGCAAGUGUGACGAGAACUGCUUGAAUCGUCCGUUUAGGAAGGAAAAGAAAAUGAGCAUAGUGAAGACCAGACACUGUGGAUGGGGAGUAGAAGCUGGAGAAGAUGUAAAGGCAGGCGAAUUCAUCAUCGAGUAUGCAGGGGAAGUUAUCGACGAUGCCCUGUGCGAGAAGAGACUCUGGGACCUGAAGGCGCGAGGAGCUGAAAAUUUUUACAUGUGUGAAAUUAGCAAGAACUUAGUGAUUGAUGCAAAUUUCAAAGGCAACAUUUCACGGUAUAUUAAUCACAGCUGUGAACCGAACUGCCAGCUCCAAAAAUGGCAAGUGGAUGGUGAAACCAGGGUUGGAGUUUUUGCAUCAGUCGACAUACCUGUGGGGACUCCAUUGACAUAUGAUUACAAGUUCGUAGGGUAUGGGAAUAUCCAGCGGUGUCAUUGUGGCAGCUUGAAGUGCCAAGGUUUUCUGAACGCUGAGGGCUUCAAACUGAGAAAGGCGCCAAGAUUGGCGAGAGAGGAAUCAUUGUCUCCAGGGACACCAUCAAAGGACCAAGGGAAGAAAAGAUUGUUUCGACGAGAUUCUGAUGAGAGUUCCGACUGUGGCUCGCAACGAGUCUCAGGGAGCUCGUCAUCAGCAGCACGGGGACUCACCUGUGGACAUUUUGCACGGAAAGCAAGGAAGCGACGACAUGAUUGGGGGUCAAUUAGGCUCAUGCUUCAGCAGAUUAACUGCGCUGUGGAGGGGUAGACGAGACGAGGCGCUCUCAACCAUGGGGUUUGCUGCCGCCAUCCCUAUGGCUUACUCAUCGUCGGCGUAUGGUGCUUCUCCACCUCCUCAUGCUCCUCGUUCUGUGUCAGUCACCUGUCCUUGCCUUCCCACCUCUGUCAUGGGCCUCCUCCCCCGCUUUCAACGGCCAAGUAUCUGUUUGCGCUGGCAAAGAAGUGAAUAGAUAGCACUAGCAAAAAAGACCAAGGGUCUGUUUGCAUGUGAGGACUGUUUUUUCCUUGGUCAUGAAUGAAAGAUAGCUGCUUGCUGUUUGUGCAACUUUGUGGCAAACUGCAGAGGGGCAGUCAAGACAGGUUGCCCCCGAUCGCAGGAUUUGGAAAUGCAGGUUGUCCACACAACCGACUCGGCAUAUGAUGUCUUGGGCACUGUGUAACUUCUUCUGGAGUUUGAGUUCACGUUCGUCAUCAUCAGUUGACGCAACACAUUUCGUAGUACUCCUUACGCCAAAUGACGACCUCUGAGAACAAUGCCUUGUUGAAAAGCCAGAGCACCAUGCCUACCGUCUUCACCCAAAUAAAACGCCCGGUCAUUGUCGCUGCAUCUGGUCUGAAAGUUGCCCCGAAUACGGCUAUAAUGACCGGGCGGCGUUUUAUUCGGGUGAAGACGGUAGCGGGCAUGAAAUAAGACCUAGGUAGGUGGAAAUCAGAAAUCCAAAUUGACGUUUCUUCCCUUUGGAUCAUUUCAAAGAUGGUCAGCAUUAGUUCCCAAUGUCUCCCAAAAUGAUAAUGUAAUUUUUUGUACGCCUAAAUAUGCUGCCGGUUACAGUUCCUGCCCUGUAGUCCUCUUCUCUGUGCAAUGUUGUGCAGCCAGUGCUUUGCGAGCGUUUUCGUGUUCUGAAACAUUGCAUCGCGUGCCAACACAUAUCCCCCAAAUUCUUCUCCCUGCUCCAAGGGAGGCAAUCAAGGGCUUGUAAGAGAGAGAGAGAGAGAGAGAGAGAGAGAGAGAGAGAGAGAGAGAGAGAGAGAGAGAGAGAGAGAGAGAGAUGGUGUUUGAAUCACUGGUGAGAAAUGACCAUCUUAAGGUUGACACCAACUUGUGACCGGGCCAGACCGGCUGUUGCUAAACAUGCACUGGCUAGGUGGGGGGAUGGGAGGGGUAGGUGGGGUAGUGGAGUGGGGGUAAGAGUGGUGGAAAUGAAGAACGAUGGCAAGUAUCUGAUACUGUAUAUAUGUCUAGCUGGGCAUGUCUAGAUGGGCAAUGAUGGAACGAAAUCUCGGGGUGAAUGUGUCUCACAUCAGUCAUGGAGAAGGGGUAUAUAGCUUGAAAUGCAGGUGUGGAUGGGGUGCAUCUUUGGUAAUGUGGAGCACUGAGGGAUAUUCUUGAUGACUGCCCCCAUCCCUGUUGCAUUUUGUCUCUCGUUAUGUCGAUCAGUGGUUGGAAUCUCUCCCUACGUCGACAUUGUUUGAUAAUCAUUUGGUUGGAAUCUCUCCCUACGUCGACAUUGUUUGAUUAUCAUUCCCUUUCCCUUCAUGUUCUUUCCGUAAAUGGAAAGAUGCAGGAUGGGAACGAGCGCCACCUUUUACCUCUCUAGAUCUAAUGCCCUUUGCUAUGAAGGGCAAGAGUGGAGACUGAGGAGAAGACUUUGUCUGUCCAUUUUUGAGUUCCCGACUCGCUCAAACCGACUAAGUGUUUUAGUCUGUCACAGAUUUCGACUGACUGGCAGUCCGAAGAAUUCAAGCACCUGUUUCGGCCGCGUUUUCGCGGGGACCGAGCGCAGUAAGAUAAGCAUGCCUCUGCACUCGAGAGUCAAGACUGAGUGGUUGGCGGUUGAGGUGGUGAUUGCAGAAUAGGUGAAACUUCAAAGAAUAGGUAUGUUGCUCUCUAUCUGGGCAAUCCUUGCAGUGACAUGAGGCGUGCCAUGCCCGAGAGUUGAGACGUGAAGAAUGAGUAUGGUCUAUGGUGUCCAGGUGUAGUGUUGUUCUGAAAGAGAAAUGUUGAGCAUUUGUCGCUC